UUAUAUUAUAAUUACUUGAUAAUGUUAUUGGUAUUUGCAAAAACUCUCUCUAUACCCUUGUUGUUAUGGAUAUUUAUUGGCACUGCAGCUGCGUGGGAUUUGCGAUUUGUGCUGGACUACUUUAGAAGACGAGACGUCAGACAUCUGUCUCUUCUACAUUGCACCUCGCCUAAUGACGAAUUAACUUUUGGUCACACAUUCAUUGAUAACAAUGUCAGAAUAUCAACGUGCAGCAUUAAUAAAGAUAUAACGAAAAUAGAAAAUGUAUUACGAAGACACUCUGUUCCCGUUGGUGUGUUAUUGAACGGAGCAUGUGAUAACACAUACAAUGUACUAGAUAAGUCAUCGAAGAGCGGUCUGUUCGACGCGUCGCAUAUUUGGCUCAUUUUAGACCACACCAGUGCUGCACGGAACAUGACUAUCGAUGAUAUGUUUCAACAAAUGAAUUUGAGUGUCGAUUCCGAUAUUGCAAUAGCUACUGUCACGGGAAGCCAUUACGAGCUAACGGAUAUAUUUAACUUUGGCAAGAUACAGGGAAACGAAUUGGAGAGAAAAAUCUUGGGGACUUGGGACCAGAUGAACGGUUUGAAGAUUUCAUCGAAAUCAUUCAAAUUUUAUGAUCGCUGGGAUUUCCACAAUCUGACGUUCCGAGUUGUCACUGUGGUCGUGGGUCAGCCAAAAACUUUUGAGCCAGACAUGCUUACAAGCUUAUUUUAUACAAAGGGAAUAUCAGUUUUUACAAAAACGGCUGCGAUCGUACUGGACGUUUUAAAGGAAAAACACAACUUUAGGUUUAACUAUACUGUAGCUGGAAGAUGGAUCGGACCCCCAGACAAAAACGCUUCUUUGGCAGUGACAAAUUCGCUGUACUGGGGUCAACAAGAUCUCUCCUGCACUUCAGCCAGAAUCACGUCGGAGCGACUUCAAUGGGUGGACAUUUUCAACCCACCUGUCACACAAAUAGAAUCCAGAUUUUUCUACCUUAUACCAAAUAAAGGCAUAGGGAACUAUGAGAACAGAUUUCUGACUCCUCUGUCCCCAGCGGUUUGGUGGUGCUCUGUGGGUGCUGGUAUAUUUUGUGUUGCAGUGCUGGCUGUAGCAGCUGUUUUGGAACGCAGACCUAGACCAGCGAUCUAUGCUAUGCUUAGUGUACUGGGAGCGGUGUGCCAACAGGGUUACGAAGAGGGGACAGGCAUCGUUGAACACCGAUAUUCGUGUCAAGGUCAACGUGUGACACUUUUAGUCAUAGGCUUGACAAGUAUGCUACUAUACAACUAUUAUACAAGUAGCGUAGUAUCUUGGCUGCUUAGUGCCGCGCCACCCACUCUGUCAGAUAUAGAUGGACUUAUUAGGAGUGACUUUGAGCUUAUUUUUGAGAAUAUAGGAUAUACAACAGGCUGGUUUGAGGACGCAGGUUUUUUUUACUAUAAAGGAUAUAAGGACCCCAAAGAGGAUGAGCUGAGAGAGAAGGUGAGAAACACAAAGCGUACGAAGGACUUGUACCAAACUGUCGAGUAUGGAAUUGAGCUCAUUCGCACAGGAGAUUACGCUUAUCACACAGAACCUUACUCCGCGUAUCAAACAAUCUCACGUACAUUUGUCGACUCAGAACUGUGCCGACUGGGAUCAUUACCCAUGAUAUAUCCCUCGCCUGUCUAUAUCAUGACACAGAAGAGAAGCUCUUAUAAAGAGUUCUUCAAUUGGAGUUUAAUGCGUCUUAAUGAGAGAGGCCAUAUAAAAGCAGCUCAGGCGCGCGUGGCCGGGUUCAUCGCAACAUGCUCGGGAAGUACACCACGGGCUCUUGCGCUUGGGCAGGCAGCUCCAGCAUUUGGUCUACUGGCAUCUAUCACUAUAGUGGCAGUUGUCAUAAUGUUUUUGGAGAUUCUGUGGCAUCGGUGGGCAUACAAAAACAGAAAGGGUUUGUCAUUUCCUAAAACACGGAACGAGUAGAGAAAAACAAUUUCUCAAAGACCAUAAAAAAACAAUAAAGGAAUGAAGUUUGAUGGGCCGCGCUCUCGCAAAUCAUUGUCGGGGAACUUCACACAAACUGAACACUGUACUAGAGUAACCUGUAGUUUUCGCUUAGAAUUAUUAAUAAAAUAUGCAAAUGCUCAGGAAACUCACCAGAUGCUACUACGCUGGUACAACCUCCUCCGGCAGAUGUUCCCAAAAAACAAUUAACGAGUAGAUAUUACUUUUGAUGACCUGGUAUGAUCAUUAUUUGGUGCAAGGUAGAAAAUGGGUCGGUUGUCUAUAUAACAACUUGCCAAUUAUGAAAAAAGUAUAAAAAAAUUGAUAGAAAAAUCAAACAAGAUGAAGGAUUUUAGCGCACGGGUUUGUAUGUAAGCAUAUAUCACUUAAUUCCACAUACAAAUUUGUGAAAUUAAGUUUAAAAACUCUCAAGACAAUCCAGAGCAUCGAAGUUGGACAGACUUCCCCAUUAUGAGGAUCCCUAAGAGUGGUUUGACGUGCCGCGAGCGUUGAAUAAUGGAAGCGUUGGCGGGCUAUCUAAAUCUCACGUUAUAAAUGAUGCGAUCAAUUCUUGUUUACUCCCGAAGGCCCUCAUUGAAUAUCACCCGCUCCGGGAUGCACUGCGUUUGUCUUCUCCGAUAUCUUAAAAGGUUUGGGUAAUUGAAAACUGUUAAGUAUCGCUCUUAUCACCGCUCAUUGUUUGCAUGUUAC
This is a messenger RNA of Pieris brassicae (large cabbage white), 2682 nucleotides long. RefSeq names its product ionotropic receptor 75a-like. The coding region runs from base 22 to 1950 and encodes 642 amino acids. Lineage: Eukaryota; Metazoa; Arthropoda; Insecta; Lepidoptera; Pieridae. The transcript is spliced from 15 exons. The record is from RefSeq and is a predicted model, not a curated record.